Messenger RNA from Acomys russatus (golden spiny mouse), 7926 nucleotides. RefSeq names its product proline rich 14 like (gene Prr14l). The coding region runs from base 746 to 6700 and encodes 1984 amino acids. The record is from RefSeq and is a predicted model, not a curated record. The transcript is spliced from 11 exons. Lineage: Eukaryota; Metazoa; Chordata; Mammalia; Rodentia; Muridae.
CGGGGACAGCGAGGACCGAGGCAGCCGAGGCCGAGGUGGCGGAAUGAGCACGGGCCGCGGAGCAGGCCAUAGGGUAAGAGGCCCGGCGGCACCAUGAUGCCCCGGGGGUCCUCCGCCGGACGGUGCUGACUAAAGGGGGUCCGGCCCCCCCUCCCGCCUCUCGGGGCGCUGAAGGGCACGGAAGCAGCGUUGUUAGUGACAGAAACACCCACAGACAUCCAGGCGAUCAGGCUCCCACGUCACUGGUAGAAAACAGCUUCUCAGAGUCCUGGCUCCAGGGGAAAGUGGCUCCCUUUCAACUUCCAUCUGCAGGGGACCCCAACUUCUCUCCUCGGAGAGGACGACGCGCCUUGUCGGCAUAUGCCUUUCGUCGGCCUUGAUCCACUUGUCAGCGAAGGGAGACCCGGUUUAUGGUACCAAACGGAAUUCUUUAUCCUAAGGAGCAUUUCAGGGGUAACCCUCAAACGACCCCCUACUUUGGUCAGCGACUUCCAAGUGAAGAAGGAGAUUCUCAACUUCCCUCAAAGUGACAGAGAAGAGGCCUCUUCUCCAAAUUCCCUCAUGGAAGAAUUGGCUACUGUGUCUGAAUGUCCCUUAUGGAGGGACUGGCUGCAGAAUCUGAGUCUUUGGAAAAAGAAAGCCCUUUUCUCAAGGUGAAAGGAGUGCUGUGAACUUCUCAGGGCCUGAUCAUCCUUGGUAAGCCAUUGGUGUCAAAGACCUGACUCUAUAAUCUCCAUCUACCCUAAUGCUGUCAUCUGGAGUAGAGACUCAGCCAAUUGCACUUGACUCCUCCAUGCCUGCUGUGGUACAGGAAUUAUACUCUGAACUCUCAGUAAAUGUCUCCAAAGAGCUUCAUGCUGAGCAGGAGCCAAGUAUGAUUCCAGAUGUGAAACCUGGAGCCUCAAGCUCUCAUAUGAGGCAUGGUAGGGCAUCACCCCUGGAGCCGCAGAGGACUCAUUUGGAAGGUUGCUAUGAAGAAACCUCUGAGACCUUGGAGUAUGGGGGCAAGACUGGACCAGUGGACCCUGCAGCAAGAGGUCCUAUGGCUUUUGAGAUGUUGGAUAGGGAAGAGAAACCCAAGAAGAGCAUGGAGCCAAAGGUUUUCAGAGAUGAAGGAGACCAGGCGGAAGAUUUCAGAGAACCCUGUGAGGAGGCAAAGGAAGACCCAUGCCAACAUUCCACAGCCACUAAAGAAAAGACCUGCCCUGGUCAGGAUGUCCUGAUGCAGUCCAGAAAAGAGCCUGUAUGUACAGACCUCCUCCCUGGAGAUCUGCUCAAGAACAAAGAAAAUGUAUACAAUACAACUGGAAUUCUCCCAGGAUCCACUGAAGACAUACAAGGGAACUGUGCCAUUUCCAAAAUGAGCAAAGAGAAGGAAGAGCUGUGUGACUUAAACCUUGUCUGUGAAGAAGAUGACAGUCACCAGCAGGGGCUCAGCCAACAUAAGGACAGAUGCAGUUCUGCACAUGAUAGUCCCACUGCUACAGGAAGCAUAGAUUCUAUAAAACCCUUAGAAGAAAAUUCUAAAAUUUUAUGUCUCACAUCGUAUUUAUCUGACCCAAGAUCCUUAGAAAAAUGUGGUUUUGAAAGCAAUGGUUUGAUAAAGGAAUCUGCUGAAAAAACACACAAUGUUGAUCAAAGCAAGGACUUCACUUAUAGAAAAGAAAGUAAAGAGCAGUAUUGGAGGCCCAAGAGUGAAAGAGGAGGUCUCUUGCUUUUCAAUGUCAGGCAACAAGAACUGGAUACCAGUGGGGAUGGUUCUGGCAAAAAACAGACUGUGGAGUCCAGUGACCACAGCAACUGUCGCACUCAAUCCAGUUGUUGCUCUACAGAAAACUAUAGUUUCAUGCCUGAUUCUUCUACUGAAGCCACAGAAGUCAUGCUUAAAAAAAAUGAUCUGAAAAUUAUUUCAAACUCUGAGGACCAUAGAAAAACUGUCACUGAUGUGCACCAUCCUGGGAGACAUUCUGAGGAAAGCAGCUUUUCCUUGUUGGUGCAUAUUGAAGAGUCAGGACAAACAACAGUAAAGUCCAGUGCAGUUAAGGAGGAGAUUGACAGUGCAGACUCUAAGUCUGUAGUCAGCAUCCAGAGAGAUCUGGGUGAUUCUCCACCAAAUAAUUUAUCGUGUACUGAUUUUCUGUCUGAAAGAAAACUCCUUCAGAGUUUGAUAGCAGAAGAUCCAGUAAGUUUUGAACAUAAUGAAAUAUCAAAACCCAAGAAAGGUACUGCAGAAUUACCAUCAUCUCCAGAAAAAUCUGCGCAGACCUUACCUGACAGUGUUUCACAUUUAGAUGAACCGGUCAUUGCCUAUGAGAUGAGUGGACUUUCUUGUAACCGUGAACUGGUUGCACACAAAAUAGAGCAUGAAUGUGUUUCACAUCAACAAGUGUCCCUUAAUUCUCAAGACCAUGUCACAACUGACUCUCUACUAAAUAGAAACAGAAAGAUGCCUUCAGCAACAUGCAAGGAUGCUCAAGAGAGCUGUCCUUCUCUGGAGAAUGGAGCAAAUGUUACCACUGAAACUCAAACCAUUCCUGCUGAGACAAAAAUGGAAGCCAUGUCUCCACAAGGUGACAGAGCCUGUGGUGCCUCUUCAUACAUACAAACCUUAAAUAUCAAAACAAGCCCAGAAGGGCAAAAAAAAAUAACUGGUGUACAUUCCACAUUACUCUCAAGUGUGAAAGAAGCAGCUGGCCUUUCCUUUGUUACAGAAUGUCAAAAUGUUCAGUCUCAGGAGCUCUCCAGCUGUCAUUGUGUAACAAGAAAUGCAUCCAAAAGGAAGAUGCAUUCUGCUUGUACUGCCUUUAAACCUAGAAAAGAUAUCGUGAAAGUCAGCAGCUGUAAGAGAAGAUGUGCAAGUGCAUCUCAGUAUAGCAAUCACUGCUUCCAAAAUUCAGAAGAUUUUGUGGAAAGUAGCACCCUCUUAGAGAGUGAACCUGCUACGAGAGAGACUGAAAGCAUCGUUCUAGGAGGCAAGGUCAGAAAUGAAACAACAGCAGGUGUGUCAGAUACUGGUGCUCUGAACAGAAGUACUCACGUGGAAAUCAGUGAGGAAGGACUGGGUGGGAAGAAACAAGAUAAACACAGAGACGCUGAGAUGUGUGAACACAACACCUCUAAUUGUGACCCACAAGAACUAAGCCAAUCUACAAACAUUCCAAGUCCUGAAACAUUAGUGAACCAGUCCCUGACUGUAAUUUCAUCUCAUUUAAAAACCGUGUACCAAGCAACUGAAAGUCUUGAUCAGAAAGCAGAUGAAGUCUCUGACUGCCAGAGUAACCAAGAUAGUCGAGAUACGUGCAGGAGGGAAGGGAAGCCGGCUAGGAAAGGACUAAGUGCAGACUACCGAGAGACUACUGAGGUAAGCUACAAGGAAAAGGAUCUGAUAGUCAGUUUAGGCAGUAAAGUCCCUCUGUCUUGUGGUAGUUUAAAGAAAAAAGAUCUCAAAAGAACCUUUGAGAAUAUCCCAGGUUCUGAAGAGUUCACACACAGUAUGCUAGAUGUGGUGUGUCCAGACUGCACAGAUGCACCUACAGAGAGGAUGCUGGGUGUGGAAGCAUCUUGUCUGUCUGGCCAUUGUACAAGGCAAGGUAGACUGGCAUCCUGUGAGACCUUAAGGAGCACCUCAUCUCUUCAAGGAGAACUGAAUGUGGCAUUUAUAGAUACUCCUGGCCGGGACUCAGAACUUCCAAAUGCUGCUGCUUCUACAGUAGACUCUUCUGAAAUACAAAAAUUACGCGAGGAAAGAGUAUGCACAUCUCUGAAAGACUGUGAAGUGGAAGAAUGUCCAGACUCUACCGUUGAUCAUGAAGUAGAAUCUGUUGCAGAUCAUGAACCAAACACAGGAGCACUGGAUAGAGGAGGUAUAUCUUUAAAUUAUAUUCAUCGUGAGCAUCAAGGUGAAGGAGGGUCUGUGACAGAAGAACUGAGACUAGAAGCAAAUUCUGAGAUUGGCAAGAAGAAAACCUUUGGGUUAUCUUCAAAUGACUCAGUGUCUUCUAGGUGCCAAGACUCUAUGGAGAUGGUGCAUCCCUGUCUGUCUUCUCAAGAACAUUCACCAGUGGAUGUUCAUGGUGAGCCACAUAACUUGAAACAUCUCUUUAAACCCAAAGAUGGUGGACGGCUUUGUGCAACUGUCAAGACUUGCCCAGUCCUGUCUGACAUGAAGGAAGGAGUACCCAUGGAUUUCAGUAAUCCUAGGGAAGGAGAUGACACAUGCAUCAGUGUGGACAAAAAUGUUUGUGAAGCUUGUCACUCUUAUGAGAGUUCCAUUGAUAAGUAUCUGCCUAUGACAACAGAAACAGCGAUGAAGGUGCAUAGAGAAGAAACUGAAGAACAUCAGAAGGGACCACAGAGUCACUUACCUGUUGGGGAAGAAUCUGCAGAGACCGUUACCAGGAAAGGACAUGAUUGUAAAUUUCCUAAGAGUGCUCAGACCCACUUGAAGUGCCAGAGAGUGCACGAUGUUGCUGAAAACCCACAAAGCCAGAGAAGUGUGGACUGUGCCUUGCCAAAGGAAGAACAUACAUAUCAAAAGGGCACACAUGCGCUGUUGAAGCAACCUGUAGCUGACCGAGAUGAGUCCAUCAUGAUGGAAGUCACCAAGGACAGACUUGUUAAACAGCGUCAGAGGUUGGAAGACCCAAAAGAAAAGAGCAUGCAUCAUCCAUUAAAGAAAGACACUGAGUUAUACACAGGACCCUCUUUUCCUGGUGCCUCCCGGAAAGAACAUGACCUCAGCUCUGCUGGAGGUGAUCAAAUACACGGUGCCUUUGUGACUCUGUCAUAUCAGCAAAGAUUGCUUCCUGUAAAGAAGCAACCUCAUCGAACAUGUAAAAGGAUUUCCUGUCCAGAGCCAGUCACUGUGCGGAGAAAAAUGAGUAAAGUGAGAAAUUCUGAUUGUGGAAAGAGUUUCUCUAACCCGGUCCCCACAAAAGCACACAGACUUCUCAGCCCAUGUGCUGUGCCUGCCAUGCCAUUGGAACCUGAAGCAGUAGCUAGCAAGAGCUUGCAUAGUCACAUACCAAAGCUGAAGGCUACUCUGUGCCAUUCCUUGAGGAGCCUGAGUUGUAGGAAGCCUACCAAAGAAUCAGCCUUAAUAAACAAGCUGUCUGUCCUUGCCUCCAAACUGACUCUGGCGACAAAGCCCCAGAAGCCCAGAUACUGGCGCUGUUCCUCUUCCGUGGUUGCAUUGGCUAAAAACUGCAAGCGCCUCAGAUAUAAAAAGCUCCUAGAUGGACUUUCACAUAAUGCAAUGCGGCUAGACCCAUAUUUGGCAGCUACUGGAUGGAAUAGGCGGUCUAGCAGUAAGUCCUUGGCACUUUAUUCUCUUGAAGCUGUCAAAAUGAGCUUCAUAGAUUUGAGCAACAAGAUGCCAUCCCUGCUCUUUGGUACCGAAUUCCCAUUUUCCUUUCAUGUGAAAUCAGCAUCUAGUUGCAUGGUUGAGUCCUCCAGGACUUUUCCUGAGCACUGUGCUCCAUCGAGGCUUGCCUUAGCAGAGGCCUCCCAGUGCUCAACUCCACCUCCCAAGUGGACCUUCUCUUUUUUUUUAUCCCAUGGUUGCCCUGGGAUGGCCACAUUCAGGGAAGACACUGGCCUCUGUAGUCAGACACACACUCAGGCUCCUCUCCAGACUACAGCUCCUCUCCAGGACAAUGGAGGCACUGCCAUAGUUCAGACCAGAGCAGACUGCUCUGUCCUUGGCCUUCACACACUUCUAGCACUUUGUUCACCAGGAUGUUACCGAAUCUGGACAAAAAAACGGAACUUCUCCAAUCAUAUGCCUAUCAUGCAGAGGCUCUUCUUGACCCAGUUUACACAGGGCUUAAAAGGGUUAAGGUCUCCAGCCUCUGUCGCAGACAACAUCUUCUGUUCUCUGCCCUAUUCGGUGGGCCGGAUGUUGUCCCUUUGGAGCCAGCAUGGACCCUCAUGUACCUUCAAAUUGCCAGCUCUCCAUUCCACUCUCAGCAAGCAGCAGGGGAGCCUGAGCGCCCUGAGCAGCCACACCACCACACCACAUGUGCCUCUUCCUGGCAUGGAUGCUCUCCACGACGCCAACAGCAGCCACAUGAGGCUAGAGCCUGUGUUUCCUGCCUUGGUGCCAAAGUCUUGCUUGGUAACAGAGCCUGCUGUUAGCACGCUCCUGCUCACAGCCGCUGAGCUCCAGAUUCCUGGGUUUGAUAAGCUGGAUGGUGUGUUGGCAGCUUGCCCCCGACCACAGAGCAGCCCUGUGCAGCAAAAAGAGGCUGAGCCAGAGAAGAGACCAAAGAAAGUCUCACAGAUCCGCAUCCGGAAAACCAUUCCUAAGCCAGAUCCCAACCUUACCCCAAUGGGCCUGCCUCGGCCCAAAAGGUUGAAGAAGAAGGAGUUUAGUUUAGAAGAAAUAUAUACAAACAAGAACUACAAGUCUCCUCCUGCGAACAGGUGUUUAGAAACCAUCUUUGAGGAACCCAAAGAACGAAAUGGUACACUGAUCUCUGUCAGCCAGCAGAAAAGGAAGCGUGUUCUGGAGUUCCAGGACUUCACAGUCCCCCGGAAGAGACGAGCGCGGGGUAAAGUGAAACUGUCAGGCAGCUUCACAAGGGCCCAGAAGGCGGCUCUGCAGACUCGAGAGCUGGAUGCUCUUUUGAUUCAGAAGCUGAUGGAACUGGAGACUUUCUUUGCCAAGGAGGAGGAACAAGAGCAGUCAGGCAGCUGCUGAGCACAGUUCGGGGUCUCCAUUGAGAAUCCUUGCAGACCUUCCUGAAAGAGGUUCCCUGGUUUUGCCCUGUGCCCAAACCACUCACGAUGUCCGUGAAUUUUUACUUAUUUCAAGGUGCAGGCUUUUUAGAAGCUGGUGAAGAAGGGUCCUCGAAUUCUCCUGCUGAGUAUAGAGCCUCAGGAAUGCUCCCUCCCUCCUGGGAAUGGUCCUGAGUGACAUCAGGCCACCUCUUUCCCGUCUCUCCCAUCACAGGUGGAAAAGCCACACAUCUUAAGGAACACUAGGAACCCAAGGACUCGGUGUUUGUGCGUCCACAUGAAAGUUCCUCUCUGUUUAUGGUGCUGCUUGCCCAACAUGACUUAGAAACCUGGCCUGGGGGAGGACCUGGCCAUCUGUCCCGUGUUCUCACCAGCUUGUUUGGUGAUGGAGAGAGAUGAACUGGUGUGUUUCCUGCUCUUUGAUUUUUGUCUGCCCAGGACCUUUAGUCUGAGGGAAUGUGUGUUUCUGUGUGUUUGUGGCUUUUUUCCCUGUCUUUUCUCACAUCUGUGACUGUGAGUCACUAGUGCCAGAGGAGCCCGUCCAGGCCCCAACGUAAGUUGCACUUUUUAAUGUUGUGGUGUUGAUUAUUUUCAUCUUUUUUUGUGUUUGUAUUAUUGCUGCAUGUUUGGGGUCUCUAAAUGUGAUUUUUAGAACACGUUGUAAGACAUUAAGGAGAAAGACAACACGUGUCUUAAGAGACUGUGUGACAGGCUUUGAUUGGCACAUGGAGGGAGCAUUCCCCCACACGUGCUUCAGGCAGCCCCUUCCCAUGUGCAGCUUGUCAUGGAACUCACUAAAGGAAGCGCCUUUCCGCCCUUCUUCUCAGUCCUGACCAUUGAUUACACGUAUGUUUAGUGACACACGUAAAAGCAGAUUUCUCUCAUAACCAUUUAAAAAAUGAUUAAUGAUGAGUGUGGUUUUCUCUGGAAUGUUCUAUGACAAAGUUAGGAACAAUGGCGAUGGAGCAUUCGCAGCUGCUUGCGUGCCUGGUUCUGCAAGAUCCCAGAGCCAGCACUCUCUGAAAGUGCCCCAGUCCCUUUUCAGGCCUAUUUGAAACGUUUGCAUGCUACAAGUAGUGCAGUCUCUAGGUUUGUACUCAGAGGAGUCUGUGGGUGGCAGGCUGCAGUGUCUGAGCAGCAGCCUCACAGAACUCGCCUUCCCCCUGUGUCUGCACUGUGCUCCCUCCU